Tigriopus californicus is the source of this 2594-nucleotide messenger RNA. It is a transcript of the gene mEFG1, whose product is annotated as elongation factor G, mitochondrial-like. Gene Ontology annotation, cellular component: mitochondrion. Bases 160 to 2448 code for a protein of 762 amino acids. Gene Ontology annotation, molecular function: translation elongation factor activity; GTPase activity; GTP binding. The transcript is spliced from 2 exons. The record is from RefSeq and is a predicted model, not a curated record. Gene Ontology annotation, biological process: mitochondrial translational elongation. NCBI's taxonomy places the organism in Eukaryota, Metazoa, Arthropoda, Copepoda, Harpacticoida, Harpacticidae.
UUUCUUGGUGGGUUUGUUGUUCUUGAUCAUCAUUGGUCGAGCACGCACAUGUCUUCUUCUUAACCUAACAACCUUAAUUUCUGCCCAGCCAGAAAAGGCCAAGCCAAGGCUGAAUUGCUCGAUCUGACGCCAGACUCACUGACACGAUCACCUUAAAGCAUGUGGAGUGCGUGUGGGGGGCUGAGUCGGCCCUCGCGGGCCUGGCUCUCUGGUUGGACCUCGGGGCGGGCCGUAAGUCGCCGCUCGUACGCCGCGUCCACGGGCACUGAGGGGCCCAUCAUCGACGUGCGGAAGAUGCGUAAUAUCGGUAUAUCGGCCCAUAUUGACUCGGGCAAGACCACCCUCACCGAACGGAUCCUAUUCUACACGGGUCGGAUUGCCGCCAUUCACGAGGUCAAGGGCAAGGAUGGUGUGGGCGCCACCAUGGACUCCAUGGAGCUAGAGCGACAACGCGGCAUCACCAUUCAAUCCGCUGCCACGUACACUCUCUGGAAAGAUCACAACAUCAAUAUCAUCGACACCCCCGGGCAUGUUGACUUUACCAUUGAGGUGGAACGCUCGUUGCGCGUGUUGGAUGCGGCUGUUUUGGUUCUCUGUGCCGUGGGCGGGGUUCAAUCCCAAUCGAUGACUGUCAAUCGACAAAUGAAGCGAUACGGUGUACCUUGUUUAUCGUUCAUCAAUAAGCUGGAUCGCAUGGGGGCCGAUCCUUUCAAGGUGUUGAAGCAAUUGCGAGCCAAACUCGGCCAUAAUGCCGCCUUGUUGCACUUGCCCAUCGGGAAGGAGUCGCAAACCCAAGGUAUCAUCGACAUUGUCAAUCACAAAGCCCUCUACUUUGAUGGUGAUUUCGGGCAAGAGGUGCGCGAAGAAGCCAUUCCCAGCCAGUUUCUCACGCAAACGCAAGAUUACCACCAUGAACUGGUUGAGAAUUUGGCCAACUGUGACGACCACAUCGGCGAAAUCUUUCUCGAGGAGAAAACGCCCACCACGGAAGAGAUUCACGCGGCUAUUCGCCGAGCUACCCUCAAGCGAGCAUUCACGCCCGUGCUUAUGGGUACGGCCUUGAAGAAUAAAGGCGUCCAACCCCUCUUGGACGCUGUCAUAUCGUACUUGCCCAACCCGACGGAAAUUGAAAACUUUGCCAACGACCCCUCCAAAAUCACGGUGAACGCCGAAGGCCAAGAAGUCGCCCAGAAGGUCCGAAUGAAUCCGGAGCGGAGCAACAAGCAUCCGUUUGUCGGACUGGCCUUCAAGUUGGAACAAGGGAAAUUCGGCCAGCUUACCUAUGUCAGAGUGUACCAAGGCUCGCUCAAAAAGGGCGACACCGUGUACAACACCCGCACGAAUAAAAGGACCCGCAUCCCGCGCUUACUUCAGAUGCACUCGGACAAGAUGGAGGAUAUAGCUGAGGUGUUUGCCGGCGAUAUUUGCGCCUUCCACGGGCUAGAUUGCGCCUCUGGUGAUAGCUUUGUCACAGACAAGGGAGUGACCUUGAGCAUGGAAUCGAUCCACGUGCCAGAUCCCGUGAUAUCCAUGUCGAUCAAACCGGCCAAUCCCAAGGACAGUGAUUCCUUUUCCAAAGCCGUUCAGCGUUUCACCAAGGAAGACCCCACCUACUCGGUGUGGUUUGACGAUGAUGUCAAGGAGACCAUUGCCUCGGGGAUGGGCGAGCUCCACCUCGAGAUCUACGCUCAACGCAUGGAACGCGAAUAUAAUUGCCCCGUGGUCAUGGGCAAGCCCAAAGUGGCCUUCCGAGAGACCUUGCUCGAAAAGACCAAAUUCGAUUACUGGCAUCGCAAGCAGACCGGGGGUCGAGGCGAGUAUGCUCGUGUGAUGGGCUUUUUCGAGCCUUUGGAUACCGCUUCCAAUACGGUCAACGAAUUUUUGGACAAAACCAUCGGGACUAACAUUCCCAAGCCUUUCGUACCCGGUGUCAAGAAGGGCUUCCUAGACUGCUGUAAGAAAGGUCGUCUCGCUGGCUUCAAGAUCGUAGGCGUGCGCAUGGUGCUCGAAGAUGGAGCCUCGCAUGAAGUGGACUCGUCGGAAUGGGCUUUUUACCAAGCCUCGCAAUUCGCCGUUGACGAUUGCUACGACGACGGGCCGUGGCAAGUGCUCGAACCGAUCAUGUUAGUUGAAGUUGUGUUACCCGAAGAGUUCAAGGGUAACAUUCUAGCCACGCUGAGCAAGCGGGAAGCUGUCAUUCUCAAUAUGGAGGGCGACGAAGGCUGGUUCACGCUCACCAUGGAGGCCCCGCUAAAUCGCAUGUUCGGGUUUUCCUCGGAGUUGAGGUCGUUGACGCAAGGGAAGGGCGAAUACACCAUGGAGUACUCCCGUUAUGCUCCAGCUACGCCGGAGGUCCAGAGUCAAUUGGUCAGAGAGUAUCAAAAGUCAUUGGAGGAGGAGGAGGCGGCAAAAUCGAGUGGGGGUGGUAAGAAGAAGAAAAAAAACUGAACGCAAUGGGCUCCUUCAUAUUAGCUCUACCAAUGAAUGAUCUAGCCUCAGCCACGGGUCGGUUGUUUUAACGUGACUUCCUUGGUGCGGGCGCAAAUAUUGUUGUUUGUCUCUUAUGUGAAUACUAUCAUAAAUUGAACUAAUGA